UCUGCAUCCACGAUCCACCAGCUCAACAGCAACAUCUGUCAGCUGUGCAUCCAACUGGAGGCCUUCGCCUGCUGUGCUCAGGCGCUGGGCCGCGAUUUCCGUCCCUUGUUGACGACCUGGCUGUAUCCUGUGCUGGAGAAAGCUGGUGAGGAGACGCUGCUGGUCAGCCAGGCGGCGCUGAGCUCCAUAUGGAACAUCAAUAAGAGACUCAGCCAGCAUCCACAGGCUCCACCGGUGUUGACAGUUCUGUUGAUUCACUCUGACUGCAGCCUGCUGGUCGGGGACAUGGUUCAGGAUCUGGAUCUCAGCUACGAGCGCACAGCUGCUCUUUUCUGCUCCGCGCUGCACGCGCUGAUGAAGGCACUGGCGAGGUGGUUUCCUUCCACUUGUAGCAGGACCAGUACGUCUGCCAGCUCCAAUCAAAGCUCCGGUGACCAGGAAGACCUCAGCAUUCUCCAAUUCCUGCUGAAUUACCGCAAACAGAAAGAACUGGCAGAGGGCAUUGGAAUAGAGGACGAUGACACUGAAGACCGAGCUACAUCCACUUCUCAAGCGCCACAGCCUGUUCAGCAGAGCUGCAUAAUGUUAAGAAGCCACAGCCUUCUGAUGUUACAGGCAACAGACCGACCAAUGGGAAUGAUCUGGCUGGAUGUGGCAAGUCUGAGACCAUUUGACCUGGUGAUUCCAUUCACCAUCCAGAAAGGAGAGGUCACAGGUGAGGUCCGAAUGGCAUCAGGCAAAGUUGCUAAGCUUGACAUCACAGACAACAACGAUGGCACAGUUGCUGACAAGUACGCUCCCACAGAGGCCGGUCUGCAUGAGAUGGAUAUCAAAUACGAUGGCACCCACAUCCCAGGAAGUCCCUUGCAGUUCUACAUGGAUUGCAUGAACGGUGCCUAUGGCCCUGGCCUUAUCCACGAUCCAUCUGGAGAUGUUCCAAGACUACAUGCCUGGAAACAUUCUGCCCGAAACCCACUGCUCAGCUGCAGAUAUUCCACUGGACAUAGGAGAGCUUGACCUCAUAAUGACCUGUCCCCUCCCACCCCCUGCAUGAGACUGUACGAGCAUUGAGCAGCUCCUUCAGCAGUGGACUUUUACACCCACAGUGUAGGAAGGAGCGCGACCGCAGGUCAUUCUUACCAGCAGCUGUCAGACUCUAUAAUCCAGUUUAACAUGGUUAUCUCACUCAUCACCUGUUUAAUUGACAUAUCAAAUGUUUUUAAUUGCUGCUGCUCACUUUACAGCUUGUUUC
Oreochromis aureus is the source of this 1252-nucleotide messenger RNA. RefSeq lists its product as uncharacterized. Gene Ontology annotation, molecular function: actin filament binding. NCBI's taxonomy places the organism in Eukaryota, Metazoa, Chordata, Actinopteri, Cichliformes, Cichlidae. The record is from RefSeq and is a predicted model, not a curated record. The coding region runs from base 286 to 1017 and encodes 243 amino acids. Gene Ontology annotation, biological process: actin cytoskeleton organization. The transcript is spliced from 9 exons.